AUGCGGUUAUUCUUUUCGUUAGCGUUAGCGACUUCCGUUAUAGGCUCAAAAGAAUGUGUUCCAUAUGGCUAUCCACCGGUCACCGCUGCUCUCUCGCACUUUCCACCAAUCUGGCGGCCUGUUCGGGCAAUUUUGAGUAGUGACAGCGCUGGGCAUAGCCGCUUCCUUGAAUUUAGCUCAAGUAUACCAAAUAUUGCGCCGAAGGUCCACAAACAAACUUCUUGGUUCUUCUCUCAAACAUCUCAGGGCACCCUCGGCGUCCUAUCUGGCAAGUCCUAUCCCUCGAGCGAUCCUGACUGCUGGUGGACAUACAGCACAUGUGUAAGUCCCAAGCUAAAAGGGCUCAAACCAGACAUCGCGAGUCCUAGGACGUUGGGAUAUGGCUUCGACGAUGGCCCCAACUGCUCACACAAUGCCUUCUACGACUAUCUGAACAAACAGAAUCAGAAAGCGACGGUUUUCUUCAUUGGGUCCAAUGUGCUGGACUGGCCAAAAGAGGCGCAGCGGGCGGUAGCAGACGGCCAUGAAAUUUGUGUUCAUACCUGGUCGCAUUCGUACAUGACCGCGUUCACCAACGAGCAAGCCUUCGCAGAGCUCUGGUACACAAUGCAAGCCAUCAAGCUCGUUACGGGCUACACUCCCACGUGCUGGCGCCCGCCCUCGGGUGACGUCGACGACCGCAUUCGGUAUAUUGCGGCACGGCUUGGGCUCGACACGAUUUUGUGGAAAUACAACACCAAUGACUGGGAGGUUGGCAUCAACGGCGUCACCCCAGCGACGGUGCAAGCAAAUUAUGAUGCGUUGGUUGCGGCUGCAAGAAAAGGGACAUUCAACACCAAAGGCGCGAUAAUACUAGCACACGAGCUGAACAACUAUACUAUGCAGACGGCCAUGAAUAACUAUCCGCAACUGGCACAAGCAUUUGAUCACAUUGUUCCCAUUGCUGUCGCCCAAAACAAGACACAUCCAUAUGUCGAAACCAACUUGAGCAUGCCUACUUUCGCGCAAUAUGUUGGCUCACACAAAAAAAGCUGA
Molecule: messenger RNA, 1035 nt
Organism: Mycena indigotica
Lineage: Eukaryota; Fungi; Basidiomycota; Agaricomycetes; Agaricales; Mycenaceae
Product: Carbohydrate esterase family 4 protein
Exons: 8
Coding region: 1-1035 (344 amino acids)
Biological process (GO): carbohydrate metabolic process
Cellular component (GO): membrane
Molecular function (GO): chitin deacetylase activity
Source: RefSeq, a predicted model, not a curated record